Molecule: messenger RNA, 828 nt
Organism: Eriocheir sinensis (Chinese mitten crab)
Lineage: Eukaryota; Metazoa; Arthropoda; Malacostraca; Decapoda; Varunidae
Product: cuticle protein 7-like
Exons: 3
Coding region: 16-435 (139 amino acids)
Cellular component (GO): extracellular matrix
Source: RefSeq, a predicted model, not a curated record
ACUCACUCGGUCAACAUGAAGGUCAUCAUCACCCUGGGUCUUGUGGCGCUCGCUGGGGCUGCCCUCGCACGCCCCCAAUACGGCUACAGCCCCCCAGCCCCUGCCCCGGUCUACCGCCCCGCCCCCGCCUACAGACCCCAGCCAGUGUAUAAUGCCAUCCCGCAAUACGACUUCGACUACGCGGUCAAGGACUACAACGGCAACGACUUCGGCCACCAGGAGUCCCGCGACGGCUACAACACCAAGGGCUCCUACUAUGUGCAGCUUCCCGACGGCCGCCGCCAGCACGUCCGCUACUACGUCAACGGCGACUCCGGCUUCGUGGCAGAGGUCUCCUACGAGGGCGUGGCGCAGUACCCGGCUACCUACGGACACGCCCCGACCUACGGACCCGCCCCAGUCAAAACGUACAGCCCAGUUCCUGCAUACGGUUGAGCUCCAUCCCUUCCCCGUACAAUGACGCCCCGUCCGCCGGCCCAACGUUGCCAGACUAUCGUACUCAGCCGAUUAUAUAUCCCGACUUCCUACCCCUAAACUGUCUUCUGGGCUCCAAUAACGAAACUCAUUUAUAGUCGUCGUUAAAAGGGUUAGAUCCUGAUGUUUCUUGGCAAUACUUAGGCGUCAGAAACAGGUAAAUACUAUGCUCUGAGUACGACAAUCUGGCAACGGUAUCCGCCGCUGGGUUUCGCUUCGAGGCAAACCGCGCGCAAGACUGUCUUUCAGAUCGCUUAAGCUUAUAUUAACCUCUUCGAAUGUAUAUAUUUUUGUACCACCACGAUGCUGGAGAAUGAAUAAAUAUUACCGAGUGAGCGAUGACUCCAAAACGUA